This is a messenger RNA of Formica exsecta, 2635 nucleotides long. RefSeq names its product arylsulfatase B-like. Bases 869 to 2551 code for a protein of 560 amino acids. The transcript is spliced from 8 exons. The record is from RefSeq and is a predicted model, not a curated record. NCBI's taxonomy places the organism in Eukaryota, Metazoa, Arthropoda, Insecta, Hymenoptera, Formicidae.
AUAUGUAUAUUAUAAUCAUUAUUUGAAUUUUAAUGUAUCCUGAUAAAUUCUUCGAACGUCUUCAGAUAAGAGUAUCGCGUAAAAGUUUUAUUUAAAACAAUAUAUUUGCAUAAAUAGAUAUUAUAUGUUAGAGUAUAUAUCCAAGGUUAUAUGCAUAUUGUGCACAACAGCUGCGAUAAAAGAUAAAUAUUUUUAAAAAGUCUGUUAAAACGAGUUCAAUUAGGCUGUAAACAGCUUACGCUACGUAGAUCAUAACAAGGACCAUAAUCAGGUCAGUAAGCGUCUGAAUCGCUGUCAGUGUAUAAAUUUAGCAAUGCAUGUCUAAAGCUACCGCCAGACUAUACGCGUAUUAGCAAUUCGUGAUUCGUAAUUCGCGAUUCGUGAACGGUAUAAAAAAAUCUGAUCGGUCGAAUUUGGCGAAUAUUCUAUCUAGAUUAUUCAUGAAUUAUAAACAAAUCGCGAAUACGUGCAUAGUCUGGCGCUAGCUUUACUCUUUACAGUAUCAAAUUUAAUGCGAACUCGGACGGUCAUCGCUGACAAUCGUUCGAUCGUCGAAUGAUAAAAUCGUAAAUAAUCCUAGAUACUGAUAAUGCAAGAUUAUAUGUGAAAAAAGUGCUCAAACUACGUGUAUGUCGUCGAACGAGAAGAUUAUUGUGAUUCUCCAUAAUUAAAUGUCAACAUAAAUUAGGAUAUUAAAAAAGAUGAAUUGUCAGCUGAUCAAUCGUUAAUUUUAAUAUACGAAUAUUACUGCUAUAUAUGUAUACAUAGUGCAUUGCGACAUCAAUCAUCAAUAAUUUAAUGUGUGACAUUUUAUGAGUUUGAUUAAUUUUGGUGAUCUCAUCUUAUCAAAUUGACAAAAUUUAAAACAAUGAUCUUGAGAAGAACAGACUUGUUAGUGUAUGUUUUUGUAGUGAUUUUGAGUGUCCCAUGCAUCUAUUUUGGUUUGAAAUAUAAUGUUUCUAAUAUACAGCCACCUAACAUUGUCGUCAUCAUCGCUGAUGAUCUUGGAUGGAACGAUGUUAGCUUCCACGGCGCCGAUGAGAUUCCUACACCAAACAUAGAUGCUCUCGCAUACAAUGGCGUGAUACUAAAUCGACAUUAUGUACUACCAAUAUGCACACCAUCGAGAACAGCUUUUCUUACUGGGAAAUAUCCCAUAAGGACAGGUAUGCAAGGCUAUCCCUUGCGAGGAGCUGAGCCACGUGGUAUACCUUUGAACAAUAUUCUUUUACCCGAGUAUCUUCGAAAAUUCGGAUAUGCCACUCAUCUGGUGGGAAAAUGGCAUGUUGGUUAUUAUACAAGGAAUCACGGACCUACUCGUCGUGGUUUCGACACUUUUGUUGGAUAUUAUUCCGGUUUCAUCCAAUAUUUCAAUCAUAUAUUGUACGAAAGUAAACAAUUGGGCUAUGAUUUGCAUCGUAUCGUGGGUGAUAAUCACAGGAUUGAAUAUAACUACGACUAUAUAACUGAUCUUAUAACCAAUGAGGCUGAAAAUAUUAUUUCAUCGCAUAAUCCUGCGAAAUCUCUAUAUUUGCAACUGACACAUCUUGCGCCCCAUUCUAGCGGUGUCGAAGACGCAAUGCAAGUACGCAAUUGGACAGAAACAAAUACCACUCUCGGUUACAUCGAAGACAUAAAUAGAAGAAAGUACGCAAGUGUCGUUGCCACAUUAGAUGAAUCAGUCGGCCGGGUGAUCGAUGCUCUGAGGAGAAGAGAUAUGUUGAAAAACUCGAUCAUCAUUUUCAUAGCCGACAAUGGAGCGCAAACUAAAGGAAUAAUGCAAAAUUCCGGAUCUAAUUAUCCGCUUAGAGGGUUGAAAUUCAGUCUUUUCGAAGGAGGCAUCCGCGGCGCAGCGUGCAUCUACUCACCCUUGAUUGAUCAUCCCUCGAGAGUUUCCACUCAAUUGUUUCAUAUUACUGAUUGGUUGCCGACAUUAUAUUCCGCGGCUGGCGGUAAUCCGAAAGAUCUGAAACAAUUGGAUGGCAUUGAUCAGUGGUCCGUAAUCAAGAGCGCGAGAGAUGGCAAACGGAAGUCAAUUCUCAUAAAUAUUGACGAGAAGACUAAUAGCGAAGCAGCAUUAAUAGGAUCUUAUAAACUUGUUAGAGAUAAGUCCGAGUACCAGAAGUAUUAUAAUUAUAGCGGUAACAACGCAUUGUAUCCCAAGUACAAUGCAACGAACGUACUAGCGUCCUCAGCUGCAUCAGCUAUCGCGAGUAUUUCGACUUUUGUGUUAAACGCAAAUAAAAUAAUGCAGCUGCGGAAAGAGGCCACAGUAGUUUGCAAGAAUUUUACAAAUUUCUCUAAUUGUAUGAAUCGCACCUGCUUGUUCAAUGUCUAUGAGGAUCCUUGUGAAACUAUGGAUCUAUCCUCGAAGUAUCUUAAGGACGUGGAGAGAUUGAACAUGUUCAUCGACCGCUAUAAAUCGGUCCUCAUGAACCAGACGAACGCACCCGUCGAUCCGGCUGGCUUUCCGAGUAACUUUAACGACACUUGGAUGCCCUGGUUGCCGGAUAACUAUCAGUCGAUCAGCGAAAUGCAUUACGAUGAAUGAAGUUACGCCGUAACGACGCUUCAUUCGACUUGGAUUAUGAAGUGGUAAAGUGCUGAUCAUCUUGAAAAUAUAACAAGAAAAAAA